This is a messenger RNA of Haliotis rufescens (red abalone), 1405 nucleotides long. RefSeq lists its product as uncharacterized. Bases 97 to 522 code for a protein of 141 amino acids. The transcript is spliced from 4 exons. Gene Ontology annotation, cellular component: extracellular region. Gene Ontology annotation, molecular function: chitin binding. The record is from RefSeq and is a predicted model, not a curated record. NCBI's taxonomy places the organism in Eukaryota, Metazoa, Mollusca, Gastropoda, Lepetellida, Haliotidae.
UGCUGGCUGUAUAAAUACAGCCACAGAACUGAACAGUGUAUCAUUGACCACCUCGACAGCUCCAUCACCCACAACUUUCCAGAAAUACUCCUCAGAAUGGUUUCCAAACAAGUCCUUGUCGUCGCUGUGUUCUGCAGCAUGUACGCAGUUGCCGUCGCCUCAAACCCGUGCAUCGCAGCGUGUUCAGGCCGCCCCAACGGUGACUACCAAUCCUGCAACGGCUGCGACGUGUACGCGACGUGUGCCAACGGUUACCUGUACGACAACCGACCCUGCGUUGCUGGCACAGUGUGGGAUGACACACUCAAACGCUGCGAGAUGACUUCAACCACCUGCCCCCCAGACCCCUGUGUCAGUUCCUGCAACGGCCUUGCCAACGGUGACUACCAAUCCUGCAGCGGCUGUAACGUGUACGCAUCCUGUAACGGUGGCUUCAUUAUCGACAACCGACCCUGUCCCGCUACUCUAGUGUGGGACGACAGCCGCAAGGCCUGCGAUACAUCCUCCACAACAUGUUCUUAAAACACAACCAGUUUGACAUGUUCUGACAAGGCCGCCUGUGUGACCUGUUUUUCAAACACCACCUCUGUGACCUGUUUUGAAACACCACCUCUGUGACCUGUUUUGACACACCACCCCUGUGACCUGUUUUUGAAACACCACCUCUGUGACCUGUUUUUGAAACACCACCUCUGUGACCUGUUUUUGAAACACCACCUCUGUGACCUGUUUUUGAAACACCACCUCUGUGACCUGUUGUUGAAACACCACCUCUGUGACCUGUUGUUGAAACAUCUCAGAUUAUUGAUGUUAGCUUCUCGGUGAUACAGUGACGAAUGUAUUUAUUAGAUAACAAAUAAACUGCCAGUCGAAUAUAUAAUGUACUGAAAUGUAUUUAAUAACAGGGGAUGCAUUUCUUCCUAUAACGGGAAACGAUAGUUUAACUAUACUUGAGAUUUUGAAAAUAAGAUACAUGCAUCUGUGUUUUAAUUUCAUCAUUUUAAAAAACUUUUAAUUCUCAAUUUCACUUAUUUCAUUUCCUUGCCUGUUCAGGUAUUUUGUUCGGUAGCAUACCCGCACAUCAGUAUCACAACGUAUAACGUUAAUCAAGGACGGUAAACUGGCAUUAUAAAUUUUGACGAAAUCUGUCCAUUUGUCAAAACAAAUCUGAUAGAAGUCAUUUAAUGAAACUAUUUAUUAUUUCAAACAACAAAUGUAUCAUUACCUGGCUACAUUAUUUUUAUACCGUAUUUCGCGCUUUUCACUUAUUUAACGUUACUUAGUUUUGUUAAUCCGUGUAUGUUUUCAAUAUCUUUUUUGUACAUCCAUAUUUAACAAUUAUUAUCAUUCAGUCGCGCUGUAUUAUUUAUUAUAUAUUAUGAUCAAUAAAAUUCAUUUAAACUUU